Molecule: messenger RNA, 3049 nt
Organism: Asterias rubens (European starfish)
Lineage: Eukaryota; Metazoa; Echinodermata; Asteroidea; Forcipulatida; Asteriidae
Product: transcription factor Sox-3-A-like
Exons: 1
Coding region: 137-1096 (319 amino acids)
Biological process (GO): regulation of DNA-templated transcription; anatomical structure morphogenesis; cell differentiation
Molecular function (GO): RNA polymerase II cis-regulatory region sequence-specific DNA binding; DNA-binding transcription factor activity, RNA polymerase II-specific
Source: RefSeq, a predicted model, not a curated record
GAAGUGGGCUAAAAAUAACGAGGGCUUCACACUGAACAGUCGCAUUCGAAGCGUAGCUCUCGUGCAAGGCAUUUCACGUGUACUCUCUUCGUGAACACCCUCUCUAUACAAGUUAUACCACUACGGUGCUCAAAUAAUGUACAAGUCCACGUCUGAUAUGAUGGAGCAGACGGAGUUGAAGCCGAAUAUCAGCGUUGCUGCUAUGGCUAGCCCAACGCAGUCGAUCAGCCAGGUACACCAUGGCCAGCCUGGUACACCCGUAAGCAUGGUGGGCACACCCGGAACUCCAGGCAGUGGCGGUAAGAACAUUCCGAACGAUAGAGUAAAGCGGCCCAUGAACGCCUUCAUGGUCUGGUCAAGAGGACAACGCCGUAAGAUGGCCCAGGAGAACCCCAAGAUGCACAAUUCCGAGAUCAGCAAACGUCUCGGUGCCGAGUGGAAGUUGUUGUCCGACGAGCAGAAGCGACCGUUCAUCGACGAGGCCAAGCGAUUGAGAGCCGUCCACAUGAAGGAGCACCCCGACUACAAAUACCGGCCAAGACGCAAGACGAAGACCCUGAUGAAGAAGGACAAGUAUGCUCUCCCCGGAAUGAUCUCCCCGGGACAAGGCCCACCAGGCAUGCAGAGACAAGUACCAGACGGCAUGCAGGGGUACCACCAUUUGAACGGUUAUAUGAACGGUGGCUACCCGAUGAUGCAGCAUGAACAGCUCCAACAUUUACAAGCCCACAGUUUCGGCGGUUCACAAAUGGCCGGGAACGCUGGGCUUCACCCCCGAUACGAGAUGCCCGGUCAACCCAUCUACCAACCCAUGACCUGCGCACCAACAGGGUCCUACCUGAACUCGGCAAGUUACUCCACACCGGCGUAUGCCCAAAUGCAACAGCAGUCCUCAAAAUCCGAGCAAGGGUCGGACCGUGCAGCAGCCAUAUCCGCCGCCCGGAACAUCUCGAGCGAUUCCCUACGCGACAUGAUCUCAAUGUACCUCCCAGACGGUAACGAUCCGAACGCCCAAAGACAUGCGGCAAUACAAGCGUACCAACAGAGUGUGUCCAGUGCCGGAGUCAACGGAACAGUUCCUCUCACACAUAUGUAAGAUGAAGACUAAAAACUUUUAAACUGUUUUGUGAUACAGGUAGUGAACGAGGCACACGCCAUUUUUGAUGACACUAGAACUUUGGACUAGCGUUGUUGCUAUCGUUGCACGCAGACAUUUUGAGGCCACAGUUUGGGAGUCUUCCCGCCCAAUUUUUCUGUACGCAAACAUGUACAUUAUUUUGUGACUUGUUUAUUAUACACGGGAUCAAAAUGGUUCAUAGACGUGUGUUAUUUUAUACAUAAUGUUAACACGAGAAGUAACCCAUUAACUUUACUGUACCUUGAGUUGUUUUUGAGUUUUGGAAUUUUUUUAAUGCCUCCGUUUUAGGCCACUUUGUGUGUAUAUUUUGGCAACCACUUUAUUGACUAAACAGCGUGAAACAUUUUACAAAUGGCGGAAUUACUUACCUACGCAAAAGUUUGGUUUGUUUAAAAAUUUAAAUUGCUGUUUUCAGUAGUGUGAGAUGUUGUCUCGAGAAGAGAGAAAACAACUACAAAAUGCUACUAAAAACUUUCAAAAGCCUCUGAAGGUUUGUCACUAUAUAAUUUUUCCAGAGACUUUUUGUUAAAACUUUGUAAUUGUCUGAAUCAUGUUGUAUGAGGGUAUAAACCUUAAAAAAAAAGAUAUUUUUGUAUAUAUUUGCACUGUUGUAACUUGUUAAAUAUUUUUGCAAUUUCUGAGACGCAGUCUCGUUUUGUUGAAAAUGAGGCCCUGCACCAAAAAGGUUAUAAUGGCAAAACAAGAAAAGGAAAAUUACUUACGAGUUAAAAAAAAAAAAGGGUAAAGCUGUUUGUAUUGAAUUAUCCGGAAAAUUCGUUUUGGCCGCUGGGAAUUCCCCCUUCCUUUUGGGCCGUUGAGCUUCAAGUUUUCGUUUUCAAUGUAUCCAUUAUUUGUAUUUAUGGGCAUAAGAAUUGCCAUUUAUACUGAUUUCAAUGCUGUAUAGGGUAUCCCCAUGCUAUUGUGUAAGGCUUGUGUUGAGUGCCCAUUCAUUGCGCCCGGCGCUCAAAAUAUUGUUUCAUCGUUAAAGAACUAUGGACUGUGUAGGGACAAUGGCGUAGUUUUUCCAAUAAUGGCGCGUUUGACAAUGGAAACAAUGCAGUAUUUAGACGAGGGAACCCCCUUGCCUUGUUGGGUCUGACUUCACUUAAAAUCUCGCUCAAAGUACAUCAUCGUAAAUUGAGUUGAAUUGAUCGAACAUGGUUAGAAGGUUUUUGAUGUAUAUGGUGCUUGGCUCCUUACCUUCAGCGGUGCACUAAACAAGUAAUUUAGUUUGUAGUUUUUAAAGAAAUAUACUUUGGGUGUUUUUUAAGGGAUUGCUUGCCACUUUGUUUUUCUCUCCAUUUAUUUCUUUGACUGACGCUAUAAGAAGAAAAAAUACGGGAUAGUAAUUUUUAUCGGGAAAUCUAGCUAGCUAGUUUAUCUUUACAUGUUACUAACACAUUUUCAAUUAAUCUUUCUGAAAUUUGAUUUUCAAAAGUUCUACUUUCAAAUGACUACAUUUUGUCUUAAGGAAAUAAACGGGCUGUGUGCCAUUGUAUGUCAGGGUAAACUUGCUUUUCUUGUCUAUUAUUUUCUCAAUUAAAUUUUUACUUUCAGUUUUCAAAACAGUAGUUUAUAAUACAACUUGUCUUAAAAAUUUGAUCUUUUGUAGUUGCAGUUUUAACAACUUUAUAUAUUUAUCAAACUUUCAGAUAAAUUCAUGUAGAGUUAAUUUGUUAAAUCUUACCUUAUGGAAACAGAACAAGAAAUGUUUGAAAUGAUGCUCUUGUAAAAAUUAUGCAAUUGCGUUUCGGCUUGGGUUUUUGGAAAGAACUUGGGAUAUUCUCACUAUAUCUGAAACUUUUUAAAAACAAUACGUUCAAUUGAUUUUACACUAGUUGCGAUUUUUUUGGCAUUAAGCUGUUCAGGUUUUGGAAAACGUUGACAAUAAAUUGUUUACGGUUUAAAGAU